CUCUUUCUUUCUUGUAAGUUAUUACCACCUGCUCAAAUAUCUCUAACUCUCCUCUUUGUACUCUUGUUCUUCCAUUUUCUCACAUCAUCAAAAUUCCUGACCAUUCAUACAAAAUUCCCAAAAUCUAACCCCAACCCUUUUCAAUUCACACUCUCUUCCCCUCAAAGCUCACUUCUUUACCCCAUUCCACAUGAACCCAUAAAAACCCCCAAAUCUCUCAUCUUCCAAUUUUUCUUCGCCGGAAAAAUUAACAAUGGCCGCGGCGGCGCUCCGGUCCAAACCCUCCCGCGAAACGGCGUCGCAAUUCCGCUACUUCUUCUUGAACUACAUGCACACGGGUCGGGUCGCCAACUCCCACUGCGUCUACCGGACCAAAUCCGACGACUUGUUCGUCAACACUCCCUACCACUUCACGGCGUUCAGGCCGGUCUCGCUUUCCGGCAACCUGAAGGACAGCCGGAGCGGCGGCGGCGACCGGAGUUGGGGGCAGAGGCUGAACGGGAGCGGCGUUGUGGCGACGUAUGGGGACCCGCCGGAGGUUUGGUCCGGCGACGGGAUUGUGGUUCGGGGCGGGCCGGGGUCGGAUGUGGUUAAGGGCGGUGGCGGUGGCGGCGGUGGUGCGGCGGGGGGUGGUGGCGGUGGAGGGUUUGAUUCGAAUGGGAAGGAUGGGUGUUGGGGUGGGUCUAAUUUAGGGGGUAGUUUUCCGACGCCGAAGGAGAUUUGUAAAGGGCUUGAUAAGUUUGUGAUUGGGCAAGAGAGAGCUAAGAAGGUACUGUCUGUUGCUGUUUACAAUCACUAUAAGAGGAUAUACCAUGAGUCGCAGCAGAAGUGGUCUGCAGGAGAUUCGGGUAAUAAGGCUGAUGCCAUGAAUGACGAUAGAGUGGAGCUUGAGAAAAGUAAUAUUCUUGUUAUGGGGCCAACAGGAUCAGGGAAGACACUACUUGCUAAAACAUUGGCACGAUUUGUGAAUGUCCCCUUUGUCAUUGCAGAUGCAACAACAUUAACUCAGGAAAGUUUUGCAGGAUAUGUGGGGGAAGAUGUGGAAUCGAUUCUUUACAAACUUCUAUCGGUUGCUGAUUAUAAUGUGGCAGCUGCACAACAGGGAAUUGUUUAUAUCGAUGAAGUUGACAAGAUUACCAAAAAGGCUGAGAGCCUAAAUAUCAGCAGAGAUGUAUCUGGAGAAGGUGUUCAACAAGCAUUACUAAAGAUGCUGGAAGGGACAGUUGUAAAUGUUCCAGAAAAGGGAGCUCGAAAGCAUCCAAGAGGUGAAAAUAUUCAGAUUGAUACAAAGGAUAUUCUUUUCAUAUGUGGAGGUGCCUUUAUCGACUUAGAGAAAACCAUCUCAGAAAGACGCCAAGAUUCGUCUAUUGGGUUUGGUGCUCCAGUUAGGGCAAACAUGAGAACUGGUGGUGUUACAGAUGCUGUGGUUACGUCAUCCUUAUUAGAGAUCGUUGAAAGUAGUGACCUUAUUAGAUAUGGAUUGAUACCUGAAUUUGUUGGGCGGUUUCCUAUCCUUGUCAGCUUAUCUGCACUAACUGAAGAUCAAUUAGUUCAGGUUCUAACGGAGCCCAAAAAUGCCUUAGGGAAGCAAUACAAGAAGAUGUUCCAAAUGAAUGACGUCCGACUGCAUUUCACCAAAAGUGCCUUGAGGCUAAUCGCUAAGAAAGCAAUAUCAAAGAACACUGGGGCUCGUGGAUUAAGAGCAAUUUUAGAAACUAUAUUAAUGGAUGCCAUGUAUGAGAUUCCUGAUGUUAGAACUGGUGAUGACAUAAUAGAUGCAGUUGUAAUUGAUGAAGAAGCCGUUGGAACUGAUGGUCAAGGUUGUGGAGCGAAAAUCCUUUAUGGUAAGGGUGCAUUGGAUCGCUAUCUUUCACAAAAUAAAGAGAAGGAUGUCCAGAUUGCAACCACUGAAGGGUCUGAUGUAGAGCCUGAAGGGGAAGCCGAGCUAUCUUCUGUUGUCGCUAGCAUGUAACUUUAUAAGUGGAAAGAAACUUAUUUGUAUCGCAAUCUUGUACAUAUCAAACAUUUAUUUAAUAAUUCAUAUAAGGCUCGUUGUGUACAAACUCCUCACAAAGGGUUGGGCUCCAGAGCUGUACAGGAUAGUUUAUAGUAAAACGAUUGUUUCUUCCACUUUCAGCUCACCGGAAACCUCAGAAAGAUCGUGUAUAGUGUAUUUGAUUGUUUCAUUGCUUUGAUCUUUCGACAUUGUUACUACC
Messenger RNA from Fragaria vesca subsp. vesca, 2216 nucleotides. RefSeq names its product ATP-dependent Clp protease ATP-binding subunit ClpX-like. Gene Ontology annotation, cellular component: mitochondrial matrix. The record is from RefSeq and is a predicted model, not a curated record. The transcript has 15 exons. The coding region runs from base 254 to 1972 and encodes 572 amino acids. Gene Ontology annotation, molecular function: ATP hydrolysis activity; ATP-dependent protein folding chaperone; ATP binding. Gene Ontology annotation, biological process: protein catabolic process; protein folding; proteolysis. Lineage: Eukaryota; Viridiplantae; Streptophyta; Magnoliopsida; Rosales; Rosaceae.